Molecule: messenger RNA, 339 nt
Organism: Gryllus bimaculatus (two-spotted cricket)
Lineage: Eukaryota; Metazoa; Arthropoda; Insecta; Orthoptera; Gryllidae
Source: the annotation of a GenBank genome assembly
CCGCAGCUACUCCGGGCGCUCGGGCCGGUCUUCGUCGCACCGCGGCGGCGCGGGCGGCAGCGGCGCGGGCCUGGACGACGAGUACUGCUCCCCGCGGCGGCGGCCGCCGCGCAAGACGGCUUCGGAGAGCGCCAUGGGCGGCCAGGGCUCCCGCGACCUGGCGCUGUCCGACCUGGCCACCACCUCGCCGUCCGACGACCGCACCGACGCCGCCAGCUACUGCUCCACCUGCUCCUCCAGCUCCUCGAGCGACGAGUACGCGUACGCGCUGCCGCCGCGCCGCGCCUACGGCGGCGUCCGCAUCUCCUACGUGCCCAACGACGCGCUCGCGUGCGCCCG